Messenger RNA from Magallana angulata, 2255 nucleotides. RefSeq lists its product as uncharacterized. Gene Ontology annotation, biological process: gamete generation; regulation of meiotic cell cycle; meiotic DNA repair synthesis. The transcript is spliced from 10 exons. The record is from RefSeq and is a predicted model, not a curated record. Lineage: Eukaryota; Metazoa; Mollusca; Bivalvia; Ostreida; Ostreidae. The coding region runs from base 140 to 1708 and encodes 522 amino acids.
CGAGUCGUCUGCUGUAACGUUACACACAUCAGCGUCACGAACUUUUUGUCUUCUUCCUAUACUAUAAAAAACUGUUGGUGACAUUGUUAGAAAACAAAAAGAUCGUGACGAGCACCUGUGCCAUACACAGAUUUUUGAAAUGAAGAUGAACAGAAAAGCCCCACUCCUACCAAUUUUUAACUGCAAAAAAAGAUCUAGAGAAGCAAUCAUUGCUGAGCCACAGGAGCAGUUUGUCUCUUCUUCGCAUGAUGGCAGAUAUAACAAUUUAGAAUAUUCAAGGAAUGAUAGCUUUACAAGCCAACCUGCAGGAAGUCUCUAUGAUAAUCAGAUGUCGCAUCAACAAGACCCCUCCUUGUCCUACAACACUAGCACGCAAUGGAACAACAAUCAGCCCCAAGCAAUGAACAAUAGUUCCAGAUAUCAGUUUCACCACAGAGCACCAGGGCAAUGUGAACAAAUGCAAGGGAGAAUGAACAACUCCAACCCUAGUUCUUACAGCCAACCCAGGAACAACCAAAGGGGGACGGGGACCUCCAGCAUGGAGCUAAUCCCUCCCAACCCUCCCAAUCCCAAAGCUGCUAGAUACAAUGUUAACCAAAAGUCAGUGGGUACUGAGGGUCAGAGCCAAUAUCCCAGACCCUCAGGAAGGGGAUCUAACUAUGGAAGCGGAAGUGCAAAUAAAGUUGGGCUGAGACCAAAUACCAACAAGAGCCAAGGGUACAAUAGAAAUAGUGGUAGCUUCAAUAGAUCUGCGAGUACCAACUUCAGCAGAACAGCAAGUACCACAGGUUAUGAUGGAGACCAUAGCAGUGGUUCAUAUGCAAUGGAACAGGGACAAAAUACCUACAAUAGGCAGGGGUAUGGUAGAAAUGGUGGUGACUUAAAUAGAACAUCAAAUGGCAGAGGCCAGGAUAGAGCCAACAGCAAUGGAAUGUACUGUAACAGUUCUAAUGCAAUGGCACACAGCGAGCAAAACCAGUGGAACAGUGGUAGUGGUUAUACCAACAAUGUUGGUACCAUGCCGUUUAAUGGUAGUGGUAGGGCUGCAGUGCCUGAGCAAUGGAAUCAGUGGGGAGAUGGGGGACAGAGGCAGCCAGUGAAUGACAUGGUGGGCAUCUCUCCUAGCAUGGACAGAAGAUACAAACCUAUUGAUUCCUCAUUUCAGAUACCCAGUGCUACAGGAGAUGGGGCAAUUUGUGCCAAGACUAUCACUAACAGGGAACACUUGUCUAACACAGUGCAGCACCCCCAGUCAAAAACAGCCGCUGCUCAGAAAACUGACACUCCCAGCAAAAAUCAGGUAACUGCAAAGCCAGCUUUGGACAGAUCGCUGAGAAUCAUAGCCACUGACCUGGGUGGAAUCAAGAACUGGGAACACCUUAGAGGAAUGCUGUCAUUUCUGUUUGAAAUUUAUGCCCAAGUGAACUCGGCCACUAUAAAGGUACCAGACAUUGAUGCCAAAAAGUUUAAUAUCAAAGAGGGAGCAGCUUCAAUGGAUUGUAUCUUCUAUGAAAUUGACCACUCUCUACCAAAGCUGACCCGAGGAAAACUCUACAGAAUAGUAGGAUCCUUUGACAGUCAUCAGAAUGUGAUCAAGUGUGUGUCAGUGCGCGAGGCUUUACCCGAGGAGUAUACCACUCACCAGACCUGUGUACAGAGAUGUGCCCAGUACAAGCUGGAGCUGUCCAAUCUGGUCAGAGAGCAGUAGAACCCCACAGAGAGCUGAGGUAGGGGCACUGUGUAACUGGAGAAUAUUAGGCCCCUUCCAUGGGAGGAUUACUUAAUACCUAAGGAAAUAUGAUGAUAAUUGACCACGUGCAUGCAGAUAUUGACCACAUGUGUGCAGAGUAUACAAGCUGAAACUAUCCAGUCUCGACAAGGAGCAGAUGAUGGAGAGUUUAAAGUUCUUUUGACUUGUAUAGGGCAGUAUUUUACUUGUCUUUGUUUUAGACAGAUAAACUGGGAACCUCAUGGUGAUGAUUACUUUCAUCAUUGUUAAUACCUUAAACUAUUUUCAGACAGAGAACAAGAAAAUUAACUGUAUAAUAUAUAUACGGUAUGUUUAAGCUUAAAAUGCAUAUUUUUCUUUUUGUUUCUUACAUGUACAUCCAAAAAGGUUUUAUAUGAAAAUUUACAAGAUUUUUAAAAAUUAUGUACAUGUAUAUCCAAAAUGCAGUGCAUGGGUAAUGUGCUGGGUAUGUUUCUUUUAAUGUAUUUGUUUUUUCCCUGUUCUUUAAACAACCAUAUUAAAGUUU